Acanthosepion pharaonis is the source of this 1581-nucleotide messenger RNA. NCBI's taxonomy places the organism in Eukaryota, Metazoa, Mollusca, Cephalopoda, Sepiida, Sepiidae. The record is from the annotation of a GenBank genome assembly.
AUGUGUAUAUUUACCACUAAUAUUAUCUAUCUAUCUAUCUAUCUAUCUAUCUAUCUAUCUAUCUCUCCCUCUCUCUCUAUCUCUCUAUCUCUCUCUCUCUAUAUACAUAUAUGUAUUCAAUUAUUGGUAACACGAUCUAUCUAUCUAUCUAUCUAUCUAUCUAUCUAUCUAUCUAUCUAUCUAUCCCAGUAUCUAUCUAUCUAUCUAUCUAUCUAUCUAUCUAUCUAUCUAUCUAUCUAUCUAUCUAUCUAUCUAUCCCAGUCUGUUCAUAUCUAUCUAUCUAUCUAUCUAUCUAUCUAUCUAUCUAUCUAUCUAUCUAUCCCAGUCUGUUCAUAUCUAUCUAUCUAUCUAUCUAUCUAUCUAUCUAUCUAUCUAUCUAUCUGUCCCAGUCUGUUCAUAUCUAUCUAUCUAUCUAUCUAUCUAUCUAUCUAUCUAUCUAUUUACAUCCCUUACAUAUCUAUCUAUCUAUCUAUCUAUCUAUCUAUCUAUCUAUCUAUAUAUAUAUAUAUAUACCCAAUUUUUCCCUUUACCUUUUCUCUCUUUUUUUCUUUUCCUUUCCUUCAAAUUUUCUUUCACCAUUUACGUCCUUUUCCUUAUUUGCCGUUAAUUGACUUUCUCUUCCCGCCACGUUCUCAUUCUUUUCCUUCCCGCUUUCUACACCAACCGCCACCCCCAACCGCCACCCGCACCGCUUUCUCUCCCAUUUACAGAUUUUCUCAUUUUUCUCAACGCCAACAAACAAGCUCACAUUAUUUCGCCACUUUCUUACAAACCAUUUUGUUUUCGUAUUACCAUACUUUCUUUCUUUCUUUCUUUCUUUCUUUCUUUCUUUCUUUCUUUCUCCAGUAUUUAUUUUCAGUUUCUUUCUUUCUUUCUUUCUUUCUUUCUUUCUUUCUUUCUUUCUUUCUUUCUUUCUCCAGUAUUUAUUUUCAGUUUCUUUCUUUCUUUCUUUUUUCUCCAGUAUUUAUUUUCAGUUUCUUUCUUUCUUUCUUUCUUUUUUCUCCAUAUUUAUUUUCAGUUUCUUUCUUUCUUUCUUUCUUUCUUUCUUUCUUUCUUUCUUUUUUCUCCAGUAUUUAUUUUCAGUUUCUUUCUUUCUUUUUUUCUUUCUUUUUUCUCCAGUAUUUAUUUUCAGUUUCUUUCUUUCUUUCUUUCUUUCCUUCUUUCUUUCUUUCUUUCUUUCUUUCUUUCUUUCUCCAGUAUUUAUUUUCAGUUUCUUUCUUUCUUUCUUUUUUCUCCAGUAUUUAUUUUCAGUUUCUUUCUUUCUUUCUUUCUUUUUUCUCCAGUAUUUAUUUUCAGUUUCUUUCUUUCUUUCUUUCUUUUUUCUCCAGUAUUUAUUUUCAGUUUCUUUCUUUCUUUCUUUUUUCUCCAGUAUUUAUUUUCAGUUUCUUUCUUUCUUUCUUUCUUUCUUUCUUUCUUUCUUUCUUUUUUCUCCAGUAUUUAUUUUCAGUUUCUUUCUUUCUUUCUUUCUUUCUCCAGUAUUUAUUUUCAGUUUCUUUCUUUCUUUCUUUCUUUCUUUCUUUCUUUCUUUCUUUCUUUCUUUCUUUUCUUUUCCUUUUUCUUUUAUAUUCUUAUUUCAUUUAA